Acomys russatus (golden spiny mouse) is the source of this 4924-nucleotide messenger RNA. RefSeq names its product mediator of DNA damage checkpoint 1 (gene Mdc1). Gene Ontology annotation, biological process: positive regulation of transcription initiation by RNA polymerase II. Bases 270 to 4721 code for a protein of 1483 amino acids. NCBI's taxonomy places the organism in Eukaryota, Metazoa, Chordata, Mammalia, Rodentia, Muridae. The transcript is spliced from 14 exons. The record is from RefSeq and is a predicted model, not a curated record. Gene Ontology annotation, molecular function: protein binding. Gene Ontology annotation, cellular component: nucleus.
GACGAACACCUUUAAUCCCAGCACUCAGGAGGCAGAGGCGGGUGGAUCUCUGGGUUUGAGGGCAGCCUGGUCUACAAAGUGAGUCCAGGACAGCCCGGGCUACAUAGAGAAACACUGGCUUAGGAAAAGAAUGAAAGAGAGAAAAAAGAAAGGGAGGAAGAAAAAGAUUGCCUCCACGUUUACCUAGCUUUACUCCCAGUUAUUUUUUUCUCUGCAAGUCUGUGCAAACCAAUGCCAGGAAUAAUGUUGUCGUGUUUGCUUUAUAGGUCAUGGAAAGUACCCAGGUGAUACGCUGGGAUGCUGAGGAGGAGGCGGAGACAGAGCUAUCCAGUGUUUCGUUGGGUUAUAGCCUGGAGCCUGUAGGGCGGCUCCGGCUCUUCAGUGGUACUCAUGGACCAGAAAGAGAUUUCCCACUCUACCUUGGCAAGAAUGUAGUUGGCAGAAGCCCUGACUGCUCUGUGGCCCUGCCUUUCCCAUCCGUCUCCAAACAGCAUGCCGUGAUUGAAAUCUCAGCCUGGAACAAAGCCCCUGUCCUCCAGGAUUGUGGGAGCCUCAAUGGCACUCAGAUCGUAAGGCCUCCUCGGGUCCUGACCCCUGGAGUGAGCCAUCGUCUGCGGGACCAGGAGUUGAUUCUGUUUGCAGACUUUCCCUGCCAGUACCGUCGCCUAGACGUCCCACCACCCUUGGUCCCUCGGAGACUUCUUGUAGAGAAGACCCCCAGAGUGCAGGGAGGACCCCAGACAGCCGGAGUUUCGUUGGCUGAGGAUUCAGAGGAGGAAGUGGAUUCUUCUGGAAGGUGCGUAGCGAAUGGAUCAAGGAAUACAUCUUCCCCUUCAGUUACAGUAGUUCCAGAAAGUGAUGAAGAGGACUUUUCUCCAGCCCCAAGUGCUCCUGGGCCAUCUUUGCCCUUUGACUUGGGCAGUGACACGGACGAGGAACAAGAUCAGCAACCAGGAGUGGGGGUGUCCUCUUUAGCUCCCAGAAAUGGUGCGCCUGGGGAGGCUGAGCAGCCUGAAGCUCAUGGAAUGUCAACUGGCAUCCAGCUGGUUCAGGCCCAGACUACUGAGCAGAAGUGUAAGGACAUAAAAAUCAAGAGUGAGGCAGGCAAUGGAGUGGCUCUGGCUGGGUCGAUUCUGGAGAAGAGCCCCACUCUUGGGGAGGACAGUGACACAGAUGUGGAGGAAGAGACCCCACCUGUACUUCCUGUGACAAAGCAAGUCCUUGGUACAAGAGACUCUAGAGCACCUGGUGAGGCACGUCUGCAGGACAGCCCAUCUGGCAGUGAUGCAAAUGUGGAGGGCAAGACUGUACCAGCUGUCCCUCCAGAGAGAAGCCACACAGCCAUGGUGAUCAACAGUGACACAGAGGAGGAGGAGGAGGAGGUGUCAGGAGCACUCACCUUGGCCCGUCUGAAAGAGAGAGGGAUUGCUUUGUGGAGCAGAGACCCAAGCAUGGAGGAAGUCAAGUCCCAACCACAGGUCCUUGUAGAACGAAGUGAGAGUGUUUCUGGGAGAGACAGUGACACAGACGUGGAGGAGGGACUCUCAGGGGAAAAGAGGAAAGUUGUCCCUGACAGCCCCAUGGAUGUAGAUGAGGCUCCUGUUAUCACACGUGCAGAGAGCCAGCCUCCCCAUGGACCCAGUGAUGUAGAUGAGGACAUGGAUAUGAGCUCCCCUGGCAGCCAUCUACAGGGAAAUCAGUCUUCCUCUGCCGUGGGAGACAAGAGUGCAGUAAAAGUGGAGGAGGAAGUCCCGCCAGAGCCCUCUGUUACCCCGGGGGAGAAGCACCAGGUGCCUCUAGAGGAAGCCCGGGAAACAGCUGUGGAGGAAGGCUCAUCUUUAGCAGGGGCAGGUGUAAGCAGGAGCCAGCAGCCAGGAGCACAAGAAGCUGGGACAGAGUGGGCUGCAGCUGUGUCCGAGCAGGAGCAUGCUCUUGAGGUGGGGGUCCAAAGCAGGUCACCUGCGGCCCCCAUGGAACAGGUGGCAGUGGACACAGAUAACUCAGGGAGUCCCACCCUGCCACAUAGAGAGAUUGCCCAGACCGUGAAGGCCAAAGACUGCUGUGAUGAACCUGAAGACCUGUGCCUUCCAGCUACCCAGUGCUUUGUGGAAAGGGAGAGCCAGAACCCAGAGGCUGUGCAGAGUUUGGAAGAUGAACCCACCCAAGUCUUCCCGUGUACUCUUCCCCAGGAGCCUGGGCCUUCCCAUCUCAGCCUUGAGACUCCAGGUCCAGGUACCUUGGAUGCACCUUGGGAAGUGUUGGCUACACAGCCAUUCUGUCUAAGAGAACAGACGGAGGCCUCUGAGCCCCAGCUCACUGCUGCCCACCCUGAAGCUCAUGGAUCUCAUCCAUCUCUACCCAGGGCGCCACCAGGACAUCUGGUUCACACAGAGCUGUUGAGAAUUGAAGGCAGAGAGAUACAGACUGUGGAAAAAGCCAUGGGCCACUUGAGUUGCCAGACAUCAUCUGCUGGAAAGGCUUCCAGGGGUGAUGCAGAGCCUGUGCCCCAGCGCCUGUUGUCUCCAGUGCCUGAAGCUUCAGCUCCGCCACAGAGUCUCCUCACCUCUCAGAGCCAAAAGCAGCCUCCACUUUCAGCCUCUUCCCCUUCUGAGCUACAGCUUCCUGAGGCUCUUCACUCAAAGCCUAGUGCCAGGCCACGGCGGUCAUCCAGGACGGCUGCCCGCCCCACAGACCAACCUGCUGCCCCUAGACCAACAUCUCGGGGCAGGGCAAGUAGGUCCUCUACGAGGACCCCAGAACUGAAUGUCCCUACAGACCCUGAGCUCCAGCCUCCCACCUCCACAGAACAGCUUGUCACCCCAAACGCUACACCUGAGGCCACUCCACAUAGGUCUUCCAUCAAGACCCCAGAAUCACUUAUCCCCACUGGCCCUGAACUCCAACCUCCAACCUCCACAGAACAAUCUGUCGUACCUAAACCCACAUCUCGGGGCAGGCCACGUAAGUCUACUAUCAGGACCCCUGAAUCAAUUGCCCCCACUGGCCCUGAACUUCAGCCUCUCACCUCUACAGAACAGCCUGUUAUCCCUAAACCCAGGGCCACUUGUGGCAGGCCAAGUAAGUCUUCUAUCAGGACCCCAGAACCGGUUGUCCCCACUGGCCCUGAACUCCAGCCACCCACCUCCACAGAACAGCCUGUCACCCUUAACCUCAAAUCUCAGACCUCUCGGGGCAGGCCAAGUAAGUUUAUCAGAACCCCAGAGCCAGUUGUCCCCACUGGCCCUGAACUCCAGCCUCCUACCUCCACAGAACAGCCUGUCACCCCUGAGCCCUCAUUUCAGGUCAAGACACGCAAGUCUUCUGUCAGGACUCCUGAAGCAAGUAUCCCCACAACCCCUAAACUCCAGCCUUGUACUUCUAAAGAACAGCAUGCCCCCACGCCCAGAGCCCGGGGCACUCGGGGAAGGACACGUAAGUCCUGCACUGAAGAGUCAGAAUCAGCUGGCCCAGUAGCCCCUGAUUUUGAGCCUCCUACCUAUACAGACCAUCUCACCACCUCGCCUGAGGCGACAACAGGCCAAAGCAUAACUCUACAGUCCUCACCCCUAAAUGUUUCCUCAGUUUCCACUACCCAGCCAUCUGUCCCCACAGCCCAGCCCGUUCCCCUGGAGACUGUUCCUCAAGGCAGUCACCAAAGGAGGCGGAGGGCUGCUAGGAAGCAGGGCUCCCACACAGGUCCUGUUGGCCACAAGGCUUACUCUGCAUCUUCAGAACUUGAGCCCCAAUCCUCAGCCAGCCAAAGCUCAGGGGCAUCAGAAGCAGCUGAGUCAAAUACAACCACUCUGGAGCCUGCCAUUUCCCUAGACCAAAAGGAAGUAGGUAGGAGAUCUCGGCUCAUUCCCAAAACCCAGCCUGAGGCUUCUCAAGUCCGCAAGAAGCCUUCCAGUACCACAGACUCGCCCCUUCAAAAACGUCCCGCAAGACAAGUCCCCCAGAAGACAGUCAUCAAGGAAGAAAGUCCUGCAGAAGAAGCACCAGUGAAGGAGGAGCCUCAGGAGAGAGCAGUUACAGCACCAGGCAAGAGAAAGAGAGACCAUGCAGAGGAUGAGAGCCAGGGAAACCCAAAUCGAGGUCGGCGAAGUAAACCUAACCAAGAAGCAGCAGUCCCCAAGGUCCUGUUCACAGGAGUCACGGAUUCUCGCGGAGAGCGUGCGGUGCUGGCUCUGGGCGGCAGUCUGGCCAGCUCAGUGAAUGAGGCCUCCCACCUGGUCACGGAUCGCAUCCGAAGGACAGUCAAGUUCUUGUGUGCCCUGGGGAAGGGGAUUCCCAUCCUCUCCCUGAACUGGCUGUAUCAGUCCCGAAAGGCUGGUUGCUUUUUGCCUCCUGAUAAGUACUUGGUGAUUGAUCCUGAACAAGAGAAGAAUUUUAGCUUCAGCCUUCGGGAUUCCCUGAGCCGGGCUCGGGAACGAAGACUACUGGAGGGCUAUGAGAUUCAUGUAACCCCCGGAGUGCAGCCACCCCCACCUCAGAUGGGAGAGAUCAUCAGCUGCUGUGGAGGCACCGUCCUGCCUAGCAUGCCCCGUUCCUACAAGCCUCACCGAGUCAUCAUAACUUGCCCUGAAGACCUUGCUCGAUGCACUGUUCCAUCUCAGCUGGGGCUGCCCCUCCUGUCUCCUGAGUUCCUCCUCACUGGAGUGCUGAAGCAGGAAGCCACACCAGAGGCCUUUGUCCUUUUCAAAUUGGAAAUGUCAUCUAAUUAAAGAAAAUCUACCUCUACCCUCUCAGACCAGCAAACAGUCCUAGAAAACACUCAAAGAGGAACAUGCACAGACACAAUUAGACCACACAAGAUGGCCCACAACUUUAAUCUCAACACUUGGGAGGCAGAGGUAGGCAGAUUUUAUGAGUUCCAGGACAGCCAGAGCUACAUAAUGAGACCUAAUUAAAAAACAACAACAACAAA